AUGGCCACUGCACCAGCUUUCCCCAAGCCUGUCGCUGUCGAAACCUUCCACAAGAAGCCAUACGCAGCCAUAUCCCCUUUGCGCCCAGAGCUUUCCCAGAAAGGCCGCGUCGUCUACGUGACAGGAGGCUCUGCUGGAAUCGGUCUGGCCAUCUGCCAUGCCUUUGCUUCAGCCGACGCCGGCACCGUUAUUCUUACUGCCCGUCGGGAGGGUCCCCUGAAUGCCGCUGUCAAGGCCCUAUCCAAGGAGCACCCAAACACCAAAUUUGUUGGCCAGGUUUUGGACGCGACAGAUCGAACUGCGACAGACAAAGCCUGGGCACAGCUUGAUAGCGACGGCAUUGUCGUCGAGGUUUUGGUUCUUAACGCCGCGCACAUACCGGAUAGGCCAGCGUCAGUGUUGGAACUUGGAUACAAAGAUCUGUGGCCCAGCUUUGUGACCAAUGUCGGCGCCAACCUUGAUCUCAUCGAUCGAUUCUACCAUCAAAAGAAGCGUGCGGCCGGCCAGAAGCUGGUAAUGAAUAUCUCGACCAUGGCUAUCCACAUCGGUGGAAUCGUCAAAACCUACGGCGGCUAUGGUGCUACAAAGAACGCAGGAACCAUGACGGUGCAGAUGAUUGCUCGAGGAGUCUCGCCGGAUGAUAUGCAAGUGUUGAGCUUCCACCCGGGCGUAGUUUUCACGGAAUCAGUGGCAAAAGCCGGCGUUACAGAAGAGACCUUUGAUUGGGAUGAUGCUAAUCUUCCCGGUCAUUACGCUGUUUGGGCAGCUUCUGAAGAAUCCAAGUUCCUUCACGGCCGCUUUACUUGGGCAGCGUGGGAUGUGGAAGAGCUGAAGAGGGAUGAGUCGAGGAAGAAGAUUGAGGAGGAUGAAGCUUACCUCCGCGUGGGAGUCAUCGGGCUUUAA
Molecule: messenger RNA, 903 nt
Organism: Trichoderma atroviride IMI 206040
Lineage: Eukaryota; Fungi; Ascomycota; Sordariomycetes; Hypocreales; Hypocreaceae
Source: RefSeq, a predicted model, not a curated record